Molecule: messenger RNA, 3633 nt
Organism: Hermetia illucens (black soldier fly)
Lineage: Eukaryota; Metazoa; Arthropoda; Insecta; Diptera; Stratiomyidae
Product: homeobox protein abdominal-A
Exons: 5
Coding region: 1875-2960 (361 amino acids)
Biological process (GO): negative regulation of transcription by RNA polymerase II; anterior/posterior pattern specification
Cellular component (GO): nucleus
Molecular function (GO): RNA polymerase II cis-regulatory region sequence-specific DNA binding; DNA-binding transcription factor activity, RNA polymerase II-specific
Source: RefSeq, a predicted model, not a curated record
UUUGAUAAGUAUUCUCGUUGGCUUUGGCAAUUUUUAUUUUGUUGGCUCACACUGGAUUGCAGACUGUGUAGUUGCACUGCCGGAACCGGUUCUCAUGGUGAAUUUUUACUAAUCUCCAAUUGAGAUAAAAAUCGGAAAUAGUACGUUUAAGGUAGAUAUGCAUAUUAUCUGUGGAAUUCGAUGUAAGAGAAAAGCAUGUACGUACGUAGUACGUAGGUAUAAAUAUUGUGUGAAAGAUCGAUAUAUGUAUGGCUGAAAGAAUCUUUGGCAGCCAAGAAUCUGAACGAACACAUUAGCAGCACUGAGGCGAGCGAAAUGAUGAACGGGACAACUAUCUUGGCGAGCUGGUUGCGUAACGAUUGAGGGCCUUGGCGGGAAGGAAACAGCGAAUGCAGCGCCAUGGCGAGCGGCGGUUUGCAUGUGUACGUCGUGGCAGUCGAGCGAGUUCUCGUCAUCUGGCUCGAAAGCUAAGCGGUUAAGCGACGAAGGCGACGAAGACGACGAGAGCCUGGAGCGGUCUGUGUGAAGGAUUUUAGCCCCGGCCCAGCUCCGACUUUUCUUCUUCUUGGAGCUCCCGGUGCCUGCCUGCCUUCACUUGGCUUGGUCGGAGCCGUGUCUUCUGUUUGGUGUUUUGUGUCGCUGACGUUAUAUCUCGCAACUAUGUGUAUUGUAUAAUAUAUACCGCACACCAUGCACACUAUAGACGGAUCCAACGACCAUACCCAGUGUAUAGAUAGAUAGAUGAAACGGAGAGAAAAUCGCGUAGCUUUUGUAUUGUGCCAUAAACGAACUACUUCUCAUAACGCAAACAGCUUCGGACUACUACGAUCGAGAAAAUUUUUAUACUUAAAUUUUUAUUAUAUUUAUACCACCAUGCUUUCUGUGAUGAGAUACAAAGCAUAAAAACUCAUCAAAAAAGUGACAACAGAGUGUGGUUCGCUUUUGGUGUGUUGUAUUUUGACCCCGAAACAGAAAGUUAUUAUUCGUCAUUAGAUUUUCGCUGUGUGAAUUAUUAUUAUUUAAAGUGGAUUAUAUUUUUAUUGAUAUAAACAAAUUCCCGAAGAGGUUGUUAUUUUUAUGGGUGAAACGUUUAAAAAACAUUAAAAGCCAGUCAUCCAUUCAAUCGGCACCGGACGGACAGCACUUGUACUUUAGAUGACGUAUUAUAAUCGUAAUAAUAAAAACAGAUAAUAAAAAGUAUAUAAAAGGUCGCCAUUAAACUACUGUUUACCAUAAAAUUAGAUAAACUAUCUGACGGUAACAUAAUAAUAAAAAAUAAUGACAACGUGAGGAAUGCCGUGAAACGUGGUGGUGAAUUGAGUGCUCGCGCGCAGCAGCUGGCGUUGGUCAGUUCUUUUGGUGUCGAUUUAACAUUGAUUGCGUUUUCUGACUUUUUGCGCUAACUUAAUCGGUGGUUCUGUGCAUACCAAUUACCCUCGCGUGGUAAAUCCUAAGGGCAGCGAGGGGCAACUGGACAAAUCCGCAACAGCAGUAUUAUCAUGGUGAAGUAUAUUAAGUCAGAUCUCGAAAUUUUAGAGGAACAUUCACAGAUAUUCGUUUAGUGCGUGUUGGCCUACGUGUGUUCGGUGAUUAAAGAGCUACAUUCUUGCAAGUUCAAAAUACGUAAAUAAAAAUAGACUUGAUCUAUAGUUUAUGCUUAUUGUACCUUCGUGUUGCGCUUGCCUUUCGUUAGGACGUAAUAAUUGGCAAUUGAUCUAUCCGUAUUAAGCCGCGUGUGUUGAAUAUUUAGCGCUAGUUCAGGUGUUUCGUGAUUCCCGGUCCAUAUUCAAGGCUGUCUAUAGACAAAUCGGACUAAUCAACACAAUGGAAACAUUGUUGUUUGCAAUUGAGACUUUCAAGCUGUAAUAUGUGCGAUGUCAAAAUUCGUUUUCGAUAGUAUGCUACCAAAGUAUCCACAGUUUCAACCGUUUAUAAGUUCGCAUCUACCAUCCCAUAAUCACUCGCCAUCGAUAGCAUCAUCGCAGUCUGUUUCUCAUCACACGACUCAUUCUGAAGGUAGUCCGUUGACAGGUUCCGAAGGCAGUCCUAAUACUCCGCCUACAGCCGUCGCAGCCGCAGCACAAGCAGCCGCAUCCAAAAUGUAUCCGUAUGUAUCGAAUCACGCGACAACGCACUCAAGCCUGUCUGGUAUGCCAGGAUUCUCUGGAUUAGAGGAUAAAUCAUGCAGGUAUACAGACAGUGUGAUGAAUAGCUAUCAAUCAAUGGGUGUACCAGGAGGUGCAUCGAGUUUCGCACAAUUCUAUCAUCAGGCUGCAUCCGCAGUAUCAGCUGCUUCAGGUGCCAUAGGUGUAGGAGUAGAUUCACUGGGAAAUGCUUGCACACAACCUUCGUCGGGAGUAGUUUCAACAGCGGGUACCGGCCAAUCAAUAGCUGACACACUUCCACGAUAUCCAUGGAUGGCGUUAACUGCAGACUGGAUGAGCAGCCCCUUCGAACGAGUUGUUUGUGGUGAUUUCAAUGGCCCGAAUGGUUGUCCCCGACGGAGAGGUAGGCAAACGUACACACGCUUCCAGACGCUCGAGCUCGAAAAGGAAUUCCACUUCAACCACUACUUAACACGGAGACGAAGAAUUGAAAUCGCACACGCACUUUGUUUAACGGAGCGUCAAAUCAAAAUUUGGUUCCAAAACCGGCGAAUGAAAUUGAAAAAGGAACUGCGUGCCGUAAAAGAAAUUAAUGAACAAGCACGUCGUGAUCGAGAAGAACAAGAAAAAAUGAAAGCACAGGAGUCCAUGAAGUCUGCCCAGCAGCACUCGAAACAGCAAGAGCAUUCAAUUGUGACGUCCCAAAAUUCAGGCCACCUGCAUCAUUCAGUUGGGCAAAAUGAUCUCAAAUUAGGUUUGGGCAUGGGUGUGGGAGUGGGCAGUAAUUUAGGAAUGAUGGGAACACUUGAGAAAAGCCAUGACCUUUUAAAGGCGGUUAGUAAAGUUAACACGUAAAUUGCGUUUUCUUUCUGAGGAUAAAUAAAUUUUAUACAAAAAGUUAAUAUUAACAAAAAGGAAAAAAAACUAAAACGUAAAAUAUAGGGUAAGUGAAAUUGAAAUUAAGAACCUUUCUCCUAAACGUAAAUAAAUGCAUAUGAAAAUUUAUUGGUAAGUUAGAAUUUAAUUUCAUUAAUUGAAAAACUUCAUUAUGGGAGAAGUCUAUUCGGAUGAAUUUAUAAUUCUUGUGUUCGCGCAUAUCAGUUGGAAGUUUCUACGUUAUAUUAUUUAAUUGAGACUCAAACUCCUAGAGAGUGCACUGUAAAUAAAAAAUAAUGCCAUUGGUUUAUACUUAAAUUGGGAGACCGAAAAAAAAUGAAAGUGAAAAAAUAUUUCAAUGAUGCCCGCUUAUCUAUGUAUAUGUUAAGGUCAAUUUAAUUUUUUACUGAGAGGUUUUAGAAUGCGUUUUAGAAAGUAUAAGCCAUAUAUUUAAUAGAGAAGAAUGUAUCUGCUUAUGUAAUAGUUCCCAGUGGAUUUGUCGAGACAAGUUAAUACUAUUCAUUAGCAUUGAUAUGGGAAAAAAUUUCAAAAAUUGAAAAAGUAACGUAAAAAUAAUACGCUAUAUAGCUAUACUCAUAUACGUACUAGUUUUUAAGAUAAUUGAAUGGAGUAUUUUAAAAUAAUAUACAAA